AGUAGUUUCCGCGGCGCUGACGCAUGCUUGCGCACACAACCCAGCCUGGCGCGUCGUACGCAGCCGCCGCGAGCCGGGCAGCGGGUGCUAGGCGGUUCCCCCGCGGGGGGCAGGGGCGGGACUCCGGGCAGAGGAGGUGCGGCCCCGUCUGGGUCAGGUUGGGGGCUCCGAUCGGGUUACUGGUGUUAGGGGGUUCGGGUAGGGCUCCCCCCGCCUGCGGUGAGAUAGCCCUGGGCAUCGGCCUGCGGGACCAGAUAAAGGCUGCGAAGAAGCCUAGUCACCGGCCGCAGGCGUGGCUCCCCGGCCGGAUUCCACCUCGCAGUGUCUUCUGCCUGCCGGGGGUUGCGGCCGCAGGGAGCUGGGGUGCCUCGGUCGGCCUGACCCCUUCUCUCCCGCAGCCUGGAGGAGGGCCGCCUGACGGCUGAGUUGCCAUGGCAUCCUACUACGAGAUUCUAGACGUACCGCGGAGUGCGUCCCCUGAUGACAUCAAGAAGGCGUACCGAAAGAAGGCUCUGCAGUGGCACCCAGACAAGAACCCGGAUAAUAAAGAGUUUGCUGAGAAAAAAUUUAAGGAGGUGGCAGAGGCCUAUGAAGUACUGUCUGACAAGCACAAACGGGAGAUCUAUGACCGCUAUGGCCGGGAAGGGCUGACGGGGGCAGGAAGUGGUCCUUCUCGAUCGGAAACUGGUGGUAUGGAGCCUGGCUUCACAUUCACCUUCCGUAGCCCUGAGGAAGUCUUCCGGGAGUUCUUCGGGAGUGGAGACCCCUUUUCGGAGCUCUUUGAUGACUUGGGUGCCUUCUCGGAGCUUCAGAACCAGGGUUCCCGACUCACCGGCCCUUUCUUUACUUUCUCUUCCUCCUUUCCUGGCAACUCUGAUUUCUCCUCCUCGUCUUUCUCCUUCAGCCCGGGGGCUGGUGCUUUCCGCUCUGUUUCUACGUCCACAACCUUUGUCCAAGGCCGCCGCAUCACCACACGCAGAAUCAUGGAGAACGGGCAGGAGCGGGUAGAAGUGGAAGAGGAUGGACAGCUGAAGUCAGUGUCAAUCAAUGGUGUCCCAGAUGACCUGGCACUAGGCUUGGAGCUGAGCCGUCGUGAGCAGCAGCCUUCAGUCACCCCUGGGUUGGGGGUCAUGCAGGUCCGGCCGACCUCUGUCUCUCGUCCCCCUGACAGCGACCUUUCUGAGGAUGAGGACAUGCAGCUUGCCAUGGCGUACAGCCUGUCAGAGAUGGAGGCAUCUGGGCAGAAGCCAGCAGGUGGGCGGGGGGCACCGCAACGACAGCAUGGGCAGCCCAAGGCCCAGCACCAAGACCCUGAUGUGGGGGGCCUGCAUAAGGGGGCAAGGGGCGAGGCAGCCAAAGUCAGCCCAUCCUCAGAGGAGAAGGCCUCUCGCUGCCUCAUUCUCUGAGAACCAGGCCGAUGCUGGACUGACGCAGGUCCCAACUCAGAGUCCAGGUCACUGUCUGGAGUGCAGAAUAGUGUGGCCUGACUUGCAGGAUUCCAAACUGUCCCUCCACAAGUUUCCCUCCCGUGUCCACCUGUAUUGUGGACAGAUUUGUUGUACUCUGUCCAGGGCUGACAGGUCCCUGGGUAAAGCCCAGAUUGGGGGGUGGGGGGACCAGUGCCUGUGGAGCUCAGAGGCACUGGUUGGAUCAGACACUGCUAAAGGACAUUAGUGGGUUUGGGGUGCCCAAGUCUUUUCCUGCCGUUUAUGUUGCUGAUGCUGUCGAGGAAGGAGGACUUGGCCUGGCAUGCUCUGAGCUUGAGCUUCCCCCAGGGAAUAGCACAGGCCGAGGAGCCUCUGCUGUCCUUGGCCAGAUGCAGCCCUCCCGGUUUCUGUGUAGAACUGAGCUCUCACCCACUGUCUCGUUUCCCCUCUGGUGCUGCCUUCCUCCCACUCCACUCCACUCCGCAACGCCCACCCUUCGGCUGCAACGCUUGCUUUCAUUGCUGCUUGGCUAGGUCUCCCUUCUCCUUCUCUUAGAAGCCCAGGAAGAUGCUGGGGCCAGUGGGUCCAUAAGAUCUUCUGGGGAGGCUAGCUAGGUAGGGUGGAAGCCUCUCAGCCCUCCAGAGUCUCAACCAGAGUCAACUCCUCUUCCCUUCUUCUUGCUGCCUCAGCCUGCCCUGGCCAUAGGACUAGGCAGAGGUGAGGCUGGCUGUCCCUGGAGAGGUGGGAUAGGGCCAGGGUGACCCAGAGGGAGGCCUAGGUGGGGACUGUAUUUGUACUGCCCACUCAUCACACAUCAGAGCUGAGGGGCUGGCCUAGGAGUGCAUGCUCAGCUCCAUCCUCUUCUGCUUGCAGCUGACCCUCUCUCCUGUCACCCACCCCUGCUCUCUCCCCAGAUGUGUUCUGAGCUGGAUAUCCUGGAUACAGAGUUGCUGCAGUUCCAACAGGACAGCGCCCUCCCCAAUGUGCUAGGAGGGAUCACUACAUUCCUCUCCCUCAUUUAUGCUGAGUGUAGAGCUGGGGACUGGGGUGGCGGGUGGGGACUGAGUGGGAGGCAUCUGUAGUCUUGGCCUCUUAACUCUCUUCCCUGGGUGCUUAGUGCUGUGUUUGGUGGACUACAAGUCCCAGAGUGCAAUGCACCUUGGCCUCGGUUCUUAUAGCUUUUAUCCCAGGGGAAGAGCUGCUCAGUUACAAAGAUGAGCUUCUUGGGAUUUGUAGUUCCAACCCUGGCUAGUCUGAAUUGGAAGAUCUUGUCUUCCAUUUUGUCCCUGGCAGGGGUGGUGAGAAUUGUAGAUGACCAGAACCUUAGUCCCUUCUUGCUAGACCCAGGUUGGAGCAAGCAGAUUCAUGUAGCAUCUGAGAGAGGUUGUUUUCCCUUGCUAAUGGGGCAGUGGACUGAGUAGAUAGGGCGUGGUCCUGGACGGCUGUGGGCUGGCAGAAUGUGGGAGAGAAGGCUGCCUUGGCUGGAGUGUGUAUGGCAAGGAUCGGCAUGCAGAGGGAGUGUCGGACAUAUUGCUUGAAUGGCUUUCUUUGACCUCUGACCUUGCUGCCCACUCUUUCUUAUCAUCAAUUCAUCCUCCAUGAGCCACCUGUCCUCCUGCCUGGGGAGCCCAAGGCCAGCAAGGGGAUUGGUGGAGCAGGCUGUGACCGGCCUCUGUAACACUGGGCCUCUGAGACCCAUCAAAGCCAGAUGAGCUGAGCUCAGACUGUGGGAAAAUGGAGGCAAAUAAAGCUGAGUUUUGAGA
This is a messenger RNA of Rattus norvegicus (Norway rat), 3190 nucleotides long. RefSeq names its product DnaJ heat shock protein family (Hsp40) member B2 (gene Dnajb2). Bases 432 to 1406 code for a protein of 324 amino acids. NCBI's taxonomy places the organism in Eukaryota, Metazoa, Chordata, Mammalia, Rodentia, Muridae. The transcript is spliced from 8 exons. Gene Ontology annotation, biological process: negative regulation of cell population proliferation; protein folding; regulation of protein folding. Gene Ontology annotation, molecular function: Hsp70 protein binding; ATPase activator activity; ubiquitin binding. The record is from RefSeq and is marked validated. Gene Ontology annotation, cellular component: cytoplasm; cytosol.